Messenger RNA from Chanos chanos (milkfish), 2196 nucleotides. RefSeq names its product adhesion G protein-coupled receptor E3-like. Gene Ontology annotation, biological process: cell surface receptor signaling pathway; adenylate cyclase-activating G protein-coupled receptor signaling pathway. The transcript is spliced from 16 exons. Gene Ontology annotation, molecular function: G protein-coupled receptor activity. The record is from RefSeq and is a predicted model, not a curated record. The coding region runs from base 1 to 2196 and encodes 731 amino acids. Lineage: Eukaryota; Metazoa; Chordata; Actinopteri; Gonorynchiformes; Chanidae. Gene Ontology annotation, cellular component: plasma membrane.
AUGCAUGGACAGAGACCCCCAUCUUUCCUCUCCAUGAAGAAGAAGCCUGCCGAAGCUGGUGACGUUGAAGGACAGGACGGCCAUCAAGGGAAUGAAUGGAGACCGGGCAGGAUAGACGACGGAGGGGAGGGACAAAGAGUCUGGGCCAUGGAGAGGCAGAUGAAGUACCCCACCGCCCCCAAAUCUAGCAGGACUGUGAGCGCCUCCUUUCCCAUCCCGCGAGCGCGAGCAGGUCUAAUCGGGCAGCUUGGAAUGACCCCCCUCGCCGCAGUAAAGGCACAAACCCUGCUCAAUCCGACAACGGCGUUCAUUGGCGGUCAGGCGAGUGGCUCCGACUUCCAUGGGCUCAGACUCUUGUCCUGGGGAGACUGGAAUGGGCAGACAUCAGCGCUCUUGAAGCCGGCGGUCAUUACACAACUGUGUGGUGCUUUAGUUCUGAUGAAUGUGUGGAACAAGACUUUUCCAGUAAGUGCGGGUGUAACCAGCCCCAGUGUUGACCCAUGCUUUAACUAUAACGUUCUGGAUGAGCCAUGGAGAGCGAUCAACUUCUAUGGCGGCAAAGAUAGAUGUGACACCAAGAUCCCUCUGUGGCUUAAUGGUUCCCACCCAAAGGCUGGAGAGGACAGUCUACAGGUCUGCUGUCCCAGUAACUCAAUGCACAUACGAGUGAAGGCCUGUCCUGGAAAUUACUACAUCUAUGAAUUUGUCAAGCCACCAGACUUCAAGUCUGCAUACUGUUUAGUGAGGACUUAUUUAGGUCAGCUGUUUGAUUACCAGAGCAUUAUAAUAGCUGAUACCCCAAACGAUAAUAAGCUGGCCACACUGGGAAACAUGUUUCUUCUGGCCACUGAAAUUCUGAUAUCUGCUGUGGUGAAGCCAACUCCUACCCAGAGCAACAUCAGUAUCACUCUCAACAGCACAGAGGUGAGAAUCUUCACUGUUGGAUGGAACACCACCCUCAAGAAAACUCUACAGCUGAACACCCCCGACGCUCUCCUGGAUAUCGACCUUAUUGGUAUUUCAAAAAAUAACAAUGGUAAUGCUGCUGUCUCUCUCAUCAUCUACAAGAACAUGGAAGAAAUGCUGAAACCCUCCUUAUUUCGCACAGAGAACGACACAGUCAAAACGAUGACGUCCAGAGUGGUCUCAGCCUUCCUGCCCAAAACCACUAACAAAACGUUAACCAAACCAGUUAACUUCACCCUGAGGCACAUCAAAGAAAUGGAUCCUAAAGGUCUGCUGGACUGUGUGUACUGGAACGUUAGUGAAUGGGUUGUGGACGGCUGUUCCAUCACUGAGACCAACUCCAGUUACACAGUCUGUUCCUGUGUACACCUGUCCACUUUCGCUCUCAUCAUGCAAACUAAAAGACCACCCAAGAGCAACUAUCUCAAGGAUCUUGUGAGCACAGUAGCAGUAACUGUUGGGCUGGUCUUUCUGUUCUUGGCUGUGUUGACCUUUGCUGUCUUGGGGAAGAACUCAAGCGUGACCAACACAGCUCUACUCAACCUCUCUCUCUGUCUGCUGCUGGCCCAUCUCCUCUUCCUCCUCACCCAACAUCUCCUGCCUUAUAUACGCAUCCACAAGAGAGUUUGUGCUGCAAUAGCUGGAACACUCCAUUUCCUUUUUCUCUCUGCGUUUGUGUGGAUGUUCAUUGAGGCCAUACUACUCUUCAUCACAGUCAAGAACCUAUCAAAGAUCAGAUCCAAACAGAAGGAGGUGGUUCACUGGGGAUUCCUGCUUGUGAUUGGCUAUGUGAUCUCUCUGGCCGUGGUCUCAGUGUCUGUGGGGGUGGUGCCUGAUGGAUAUGGCAGUGAGGAGUGUUGGAUUAAGAUGGACAGUGACUUCAUCUGGAGUUUCCUGGGUCCUGUCUGCUUCAUUCUAGCAGUCAAUUUGGUUCUUUUCAUUGUCAUAAUCAUCUGUCUGAGCUGGAGUAUAAAGAAAGUGAACACUGAGGUCGCACAGCUCAGAUCCACCAGGACUAUGGUGUUCAAAUCCCUGGCCCAGUUUGUUAUCCUCGGUUGCCCAUGGAUACUGGGCUUCUUCACACAAUUCAGUGAGGUCAUGGAGAUUGUUUUCCUUUUCUUCAACUCCCAGCAAGGCACCUUCAUCUUCCUGGUCCACUGUGUCCUCAAUGAAGAGGUCAGGAGGCAGUACAAGAGGUGGUGGGGCGCACUGUGGCGUUGCCACAAGUAA